UAUCACAGCGCGGUUUCCUAGUUCACUGCUCAUGUGGCAAUGAGCCUUGACUGCUUUGCCGGCUGCCGAAGACUGGACAGCCUCUGGCGAGCUUUCGUGAAGAAGCCGUGCAAUGCGCGAGGACUGGAGAUGGCGCGGGACUUCCAAGCCAUCUGAGAUUUGGUCAUGCUGCGGACUCACGAAAGCGGAGGUGGAGAGAUACGGGCGGCAGAUUGUCCUUCCCAGCCUGGGGCCUGAGGGCCAGAGGCAGCUUCUUCAAGGAAGUGUCCUCAUUGUUGGAGCUGGUGGUCUCGGUUGCCCCGUUGCGCUGUACCUUGCUGCAGCAGGCGUUGGGCGCCUGGGCAUCGCGGACGCGGACACGGUGGCGGUGAGCAACUUGCACCGGCAGAUAGGGCACAGCUGCGGCGGGGCGAAGGCGAAGGCGAGGAAGGCGGAGUCCUUGGCGCGGGCCUGCGCUGCGUUGAACGACGCGGUGCGCCUGGAGCCCCACCCGGUGAGACUCAGCGAGCUCCAAGCGGCCGCUCGCCUCAUGGCCGGCUAUGAUCUGGUGGUAGACUGCACUGACGCGCCGCCGAGCCGGUACCUGCUGAACGACGCUGCUCUGUCGGCGUCGCGGCCGCUGGUGGCGGCAUCUGCUGUGGGGCUGAGCGGACAGCUGGUCAUCUACAACUUUGAGGGCGGCCCCUGCUUGCGGUGUGUGUUCCCAGUGCUGGUGUCACCGGCUGACGCCGAGCCCGUGGCAUCCUGUGAGGAGAACGGGGUUUUGGGUCCCAUUGUUGGCACAGUGGGCUCCCUUGCCGCGCUUGAGGUGAUCAAGGUGCUGGCCAAGGGCUCGAAGCUCCACAACGCUUGUCUUAGGGGCAAGAUGCUGCUGUUUGAGCCGAUGAGCACACUGCAGCCUUGCCGAAGCGUGCGCAUCCAUAGGCAGCCGACGUGCAAGGGCUGCGGCGGUGCCCAGGACGCGCCCAUGCCCCCUGGCUGUGCUGUACAACUGGAGGAUGAGUCCGUGGGCAUUUCCCCUGACGGCCUGCGGGAGCGCCUCGCGGCUGGACGGCCCACUCUGCUGCUGGAUGUGAGGCAGCCAGCGCACUUUGUGGUGACUUCCUUGCGGGGUGCGGUGAACUGGCCUCUGACGCAGAUGCUCCAGCAGUCUCGCGAGGAACGCGGUGCGAGAAUGAACUCGACCCUGGAAGAGCACGGGCUGCCGGAGACCAUCGUUUGCCUGUGCCGGCGGGGAGUGGACAGCCUCACUGCCACGAUGCUGCUUCGCGAUGCCAGCAUUCCCGCGCUGAACCUGAGCGGAGGUUUGCAAGCGCUGGCACUGGCGGAGCCUGAGCCGCCUGCGCUGACUUGAAAGCCCCAGGCUGCUGCUCGAGACC
Molecule: messenger RNA, 1379 nt
Organism: Effrenium voratum
Lineage: Eukaryota; Dinophyceae; Suessiales; Symbiodiniaceae
Source: the annotation of a GenBank genome assembly